CCGCGGUCUAGUUGUGUCUGCUCUGCGCAGCGCCUGCGAGCGGAGGGAGUCGGUGAAACGCAGCGGCGGUUCCAGCGUGCGCGGCUUCGGUAAUGAUGCACUAAACCUGCCUCCUCAUUCAUACUCUCACAACCCAACCAACAACGUCUCCAUUGUGAUUAAUUCUCCCAAGUUUCAUCGUUGCUGCUGAACACGGCUGGGAAAAAAAAAGGUUUAAUGAAAGAAAAAGACGAGCAGAAGCGCACGGCAACGUUACGACUGUUUUUAUUUUCAUCCCAUUCUGAAUGACGGGCGGACGGUUCGACUUCGACGAUGGAGGCACUUUCUGUGGCGGAUGGGAGGACGGGAAAGCCCACGGACACGGCAUCUGCACGGGACCCAAGGGUCAAGGCGAGUACGCCGGGUCCUGGUCCCACGGUUUUGAGAUAGUCGGGGUCUACACCUGGCCCAGCGGGAAUACAUACCAGGGCUACUGGUCGCAAGGCAAACGCCACGGGCUUGGUGUUGAGACCAAGGGGAAAUGGCUUUAUCGUGGGGAGUGGAGUCACGGGUUCAAGGGUCGCUAUGGGGUUCGGCAGAGCACCGAUACACCUGCUAGAUACGAUGGGACGUGGAGUAAUGGACUACAGGAUGGCUAUGGAGUCGAAACCUAUGGGGAUGGUGGCACUUAUCAAGGCCAGUGGAUGGGGGGCAUGAGGCAUGGCUAUGGUGUGCGACAGAGCGUGCCUUAUGGAAUGGCCACCAUUAUACGCUCUCCGCUUCGCACCUCCCUGGCCUCUCUAAGGAGUGUGCAAAGCAAUGGCGCCGUUCUGCAGGAUACGGUACCCGACACGCCAGUUGGAAGCCGUGGUGGGUUCGUGCUGAAUUUUCACAGCGACACCGAAGUCGUCACCGGGAAGAAGAAGGGCCUGUUCCGCCGCGGGUCCCUCUUCGGCAGCCUCCGCCAGCUAAGGAAAUCUGACUCCAAAACGUCCAUCUCUAGCAAACGGAGCUCUGCACGUAGUGACGCCACCAUGAGCCGCAUCAGCUCCAGCGACGCCAACUCCACCAUCAGCUAUGGAGACGGAGAGGUGACCGAAGAGUACACCCCCAUGGAGGACCACGUGGAUGCCACCACCACCGAGUCCUACAUGGGCGAGUGGAAGAAUGACAAGCGCAAUGGGUUUGGAGUCAGUGAGAGAUCCAAUGGGCUGAAGUACGAAGGGGAAUGGAUGAACAACAAGAGGCAUGGAUAUGGAUGCACAAUAUUCCCAGAUGGAACCAAAGAGGAGGGGAAGUAUAAAAAUAACGUGUUGGUGCGUGGGAUAAGGAAGCAGCUUAUUCCUCUUAAAAACCAUAAAACUAAAGAAAAAGUGGACAGGGCCGUGGAGGGGGCUCGAAGGGCGGCAGCCAUCGCCAGGACGAAAGUGGAAAUAGCAGUUUCAAGGACGGCCCACGCAAGGACUAAGAGUGAAGCAGCAGACCAGGCCGCACUUGCAGCAUGUCAGGAAUCCGACUUAGCCAGAGCUGUGGCUUAUGAAUUAUCUCCAAGCUUCCAUCAACCAGGACUUGACUACAUCAAACAAAAGUUCAGUGAACCGGUGGAGGAGAUUAAGGAGGAAGCACCUAAGAAGGAGGAGGAGAAGGAGAAGUCUUCUAGCAGCCCUUUCUAUCGGCGCGGCACGACUCCAAGCCAUACUCCCGCCCACAGCCCAACCCCGUCACCUCCCCACUCUCCUCAGAAGAGCCAAGCACCCAACCCCAGUGCCAGCCGCAAGAUAAGCAGAGACAACAGCAGCGUAGCCCGAAAGAUAAGCAAGGACAGUAGUAGUGUAGCUCGCAAGAUAAGCAAAGAAGAGAGAGCCUCAAUUGUGGCAGAGAUCACCAAAGUAUCCGCCCCUCCUCCUGUACCCGCCAUCAAGUUACAGGAAGUGCCCCCACCAAAGCCCCCCAAGGCCCCUGAGCCCCUGCCCAAACCUGCGAGCACAGGUAAUGGGCAACUACAUGCUGCUUAUCACAGUUACUAUGUGAAGCCAAUGAAGCAGUUGCCUCCACCAGAGGAACCAGAAAAUGAAGAGCCUGAGAUGACACAGUCUAGCCUGGCCAGGAUGCCUCCGCCACCCAAACUGGCCAGGAUGCCCACUCCCAAACCAGAGCCCAAGAUCAGGAAACAAGAUUCCAUUAAACCAAAGAGCUUAGCUGAAACCAAGAAAGCCAGCAUAGAUAUGGCCGAUGAAACAGUAGCGGAAGAAUCUGGUCCUAACUCUAUUUUGGUUGCCAUGGUGAUGCUUUUGAACAUUGGAUUGGCAAUCAUUUUUGUCCAUUUCCUGACAUGAAACUCUACCAUUUCAGUGUUGGAUGGCAACCCACACAGUUGUGUCAAUGACCUUUCUGAAAUCCAAACGGCACCAGGCAGUCUCCAGAGGGCAGAGGGAGCUGAAGAAUCGACAUAUGCAAGUUUGAAAGCCGGAGCAUCAUCCUUGAGAAUGACGUGGUCUAACGUCACGCGGCUCUGGUAAACGAGAUGAAAAUAUUUUGGGGGGAAAAAAUUACCGUUAAAAUGGAAAGCGAAGAAGAGAAUGCAGUGUAACGUGACUCUGCUGAUGGAAAGCCUUAAUAUCAGCCACUCCAUAGGUCUCUGGCUUCUGGCAGAGACUUAUCUGGAAAUGUUUGAUGAUGCACUUUUACAUGAUGGGCAAGAGCAGCUGCCUUACUCAUUUACCAUCUGACGUGUAACUGGGAGAUGUGCUCGCAGUGCCAGAGGAAUGCGUUCAGGGGACUUUGCUGCAGCGGGCGUCCGUUCCAGAGAGAGGAAACCGAACGCGCACACCAGCGUCACUCGUCCGUCUUACACCCCUUACUGACCCACUGCAGUUUCUUCUAGCGUCUCCUGCGUUCUUCUCGGAAGCUCUUGAGUCGAUGCUCCCUACUGUACUCAUCACGUUUCAGUUUUUGUUUUCAUGUACCGUUCUUUCUUUCCUUUAUCUUUGUUAACCUCAUUCAAAAUCGUGUUUGAAUUAUAUGAAGCAAAAACAAAAUCACUAGCAUUUUUUUGGGUGAGAGUAUUGGUACUAUUUGGAAAAAAUGGGAAAAUAUUAUAUUAUUUAUUAUUUAAAAAUGUGCAAUAUGGUUUAUUUUUACACUUACAGAGUUUAAUCUUUCACCAGUGAGGGACACUGUAGUUCUGUCCUAUUUAUUCUAGUAUUUAAGAGAACGAAAAACAUGAACAGAUUUGAAAAGUUACAAGAGUUACAUGUACGAUGCGAGAUACGGGAUUUCCCGCUCUUUUUUGAUCACGCCCAUUCUGAUCAUGGCAAAACCAAUCAAAAAGUCUUAUAAAGUGUGUUAUUUAUUGAAUUCUGGGAAUUGACUGUUUGUCAUGUUAUGUAAAUUAAGCCUAUGCCGUUGUGCAUGCGAUGUUGUAGAAGAGUUGUGGUGCUUCAGAUGUCAGGUAUGACAUGUGACAGCAGGUGAGAUGUUUUGGAAGGAAAAUAAAUGACAUUGAGGGCUUGCUUGCAUGCUUGUGACCGUGGAUGUUUUGGAUAUCAAAAGUCAGGUAUGGAAGUAGGACAUUGCCUUUAAGAGUCUUUAACAGUACUUCAGUUUACCUCAAACGAAAUAAAGGAAAAAGCCUCAUACGAGAUGAAGUCUUUGUCUUAAAUCUGUAGUAUGCAAAUUUUGACUGACGCAGUCAUUGGGAAUUGAUUUUAAAUGUGCCACUAUAAAUGAUUUUCUUUUGGUACAUCUGGAAAUUGAACUUUUCUUUGUUAUUCUUCUUAUCAUAUUUCUGUGCAUUUUUCCUCUUCGGAAGGUUUAUUAAAAAUUUAUUUAUUAUAUAUAGAAUUCUAGAUAUCGUUUCUAGUGUUUGGUGAGUGUACAAGGGCUUUCUCUUCUUCAAACCCUCAUUUGCUUUUAGUUUUCGUUUGCAUGGAGUCUUUAAAUGCACUGUAUAUCUGAUUCAAAACAACUAUUCUGAGGUAAAUGUUUAAGGCAUUCAAAUUAACUCUUGAAGGACGUGUUUUAUUUGGUUGUAUUUCAAUUCUGUGCAACAAUGCAGUGCAAUGUGUACGGGCUCUUUUUAUAUGUUUUCUGAAGGAGAGAUUUGAGCUCUUAGGACAGGACAAGGAAUUAUUUUUCUAAAAACAAAUGUUGCACAAACUAAAAACAUUUAUAUACUAUAUAAGGUUUAUUCUAUUUAUAAGAAUUUUUACAGAGCACAGCCAUUACGAUAUGAAUUCUAAGAUAUUUUUCUAUAGAAAUGCACAACUGUAUUUUGUCAGAAGCAGCUUAGCUACUUUAUAUCAAGCAUUGUAUCUCACACAUCAUCAGAAUUAAGACUCUAAACCUAUUUAUGAUUCGAUGUGAUUUGAAAUGCUGAGGAUGCAGGAAUCCUCUUUUGAACCCUUCAAUGCAAAAAACAAAACAAAAAAAACCCUCAUCUCUGUUACAUUUCGAGCCCAUAGAGCCCCACGUAUUUCUGUAAUUUGAAAAGUUAUGGUAUUUAUCUGUAUAAUAAAAUGUUAUGCCUUGUAA
Molecule: messenger RNA, 4512 nt
Organism: Megalobrama amblycephala (Wuchang bream)
Lineage: Eukaryota; Metazoa; Chordata; Actinopteri; Cypriniformes; Xenocyprididae
Gene: jph1a
Product: junctophilin 1a
Exons: 6
Coding region: 285-2315 (676 amino acids)
Cellular component (GO): endoplasmic reticulum membrane; plasma membrane; sarcoplasmic reticulum
Source: RefSeq, a predicted model, not a curated record